Messenger RNA from Penicillium vulpinum, 840 nucleotides. RefSeq lists its product as uncharacterized. NCBI's taxonomy places the organism in Eukaryota, Fungi, Ascomycota, Eurotiomycetes, Eurotiales, Aspergillaceae. The transcript has a single exon. The record is from RefSeq and is a predicted model, not a curated record. The coding region runs from base 1 to 840 and encodes 279 amino acids.
AUGACCAGCGAGAUGCCUUCGACCAUUGACCUCCCGACCGUUGCCCAGAUUGAAGCGUCGACCGAUGUCCUUAGUAUACGAACAAAUGCCAUUAAAAUGGUUCGAGUGAAAAAACGCUUCGCGGUCAAGAUUGGAUAUGCCAUUCCACCUUUAGAAGCAGAGAACAUGAAAUUCGUUUCAGCCAACAGCAAGGUUUCUGUGCCAAAGGUUCAUGCCAACUUUGUCGAUCCAGAGACCCAGAAAAGAUAUAUUGUUAUGGAUUUUGUCACUGGAACCGACUUGCAAAAACUACUACCAUCCCUCACAUCAGCCGAGAAGACGACGGUCAGCGAGCGAAUCAAAGAGGCAAUCAACGAACUACGAACAAUACCACCACCGGACUACUUUGGAAACUUGAAUAGCACACCUUAUAUUGACGGUAUUCUUUCAACGCCAGAUAAUAAUCCAAUCAUUUCCGGGCCAUUCAAGGAUCAGGAACGGAUGAAUCAUGGAAUACUGGAGAAGCUAGGCCAAACGCAAUCACCGCACUACAUUCGUUUAUUGCGAGAAAUGGUCAACCGCACCCUCAAGAACCAUCGAAAUGUUUUUACCCACGGAGAUCUACUGCCAAAGAAUAUAGUCGUGGAGCGAGUGUUCUGCGAUGGUGGAAACACAGACUUCAAAGUUACUCUUAUUGACUGGAAUUUGUCAGGCUGGUAUCCCGAGUUUUGGGAUUUUUGCAACUCAACAUUAUAUUGUCAAAUGAAACCAGAUUGGCUCGAGCUCAUCCCAGACAUAUUUGAUCAGUACCCGUUGGAAUAUCUCAUGAUGCAAGUUGUCUACUCGUUCGUCUUUUAUUGA